Sorex fumeus (smoky shrew) is the source of this 849-nucleotide messenger RNA. RefSeq names its product oleoyl-ACP hydrolase (gene OLAH). Bases 1 to 849 code for a protein of 282 amino acids. Gene Ontology annotation, biological process: lipid biosynthetic process. The record is from RefSeq and is a predicted model, not a curated record. The transcript is spliced from 7 exons. Lineage: Eukaryota; Metazoa; Chordata; Mammalia; Eulipotyphla; Soricidae.
AUGGAGGAAAACAGCAAAGCUGGACCUGUCAGUGCACGUUCAGUGCCAUUGGUUGAAAUACGUUUGAAUUUUCUCUCCAGGAAUGAAAAAGUGCUCAACUGCUUAUACCAAAACCCUGAUGCCAUGUUCAAGCUGAUCUGCUUUCCCUGGGCAGGCGGAAGCUCCACUCAUUUUGCUAAGUGGGGCCAGAUGUGCCCUAGCCUUCUGGAAGUGCACUCCAUAAGGCUGGCAGGGAGGGAGAACCGGCACACCGAGCCCUUCGCCAGCGACAUGCACCAGGUGGCAGAUGAGAUUGUCUGCGCUUUGCUGCCGAUCCUCCAGGAUAAGCCGUUUGCCUUUUUUGGCCACAGCAUGGGAUCCUAUAUUGCUUUUCUGACCGCCGUGUGCCUGAAAGAGAAACACAAGCUAGAACCCAUUCAUUUAUUUGUGUCCAGCUCUACUCCCCCUCACUCAAAGGCCCGGCGCCGUCUACAGGAAACCGAAAAUGAAUUAUCUGAGGAUCAGAUGGUUGGUCUCCUUAAGCUGUUUGGCGGCACCAACGUGAAUGUUUUUGAUGACAAGGAAUUUCUCAAAAGUUAUGGUCCCAAACUGAUGGCAGAUGCACGCCUGGUUAGCAAUUACGUCUACGAUGCACCCUCCAAGGCUGUCCUUUGCUGUGACUUGACUUGCUUUGCUGGAUCUGAGGACAUCACACAGGAUCUAGAAGCCUGGAAAGAUAUUACCAGUGGCAAAGUUGACAUUUGCGUGCGCCCUGGAAAUCACUUUUAUUUACUGGAACCCAGAAACGAGGCCUUUGUGCAAAAAUAUAUCACCAAGUGUCUGGAAGUCUCCAUACUGGCCUAUCCUUAG